GAAUGCAAUCAGAUGUUCUCCCAGAAACCAGAACUCCGUCGGCACAUGUUCUCCCACACUGGAGGCGGUUUUCUCUGUAGCUACUGUGGAAAAUCACUGAGGGACCCCCACAGCCUUAGGUCCCAUGAGAGAUUGCACACCGGAGAAAGACCUCAUCGCUGCCCUAUCUGUGGAAAAGGCUACACAUUGGCCACCAAGCUGAGGAGGCAUGUGAAGUCGGCUCACACGAAGGAGAAGCCAUACACCUGUCACUGCGGCGCUUCCUACACUGUUAGACAAAGUCUGCUGAGGCACCAAGCUCAGCACAGGACAGAAGGAGGAAUUCACAAGGAGGUCGAAGGAGGACAUGGAGAGGAGAAACACAUCAGAAAGAAAGAGGUUUCGCAAGAUUUAGCAACUUCAGGCUGCAGUCACCCAAAGCCGAUCAGAGGCAGACCCAAGAAGAACUUAAUCCUGCAAGGUGCAGGAGAGAAGGAGGGAAGUGAGGUGAAGCAGAGAAGAUCACAAGAAAAAGGAGAAGAGGAGACAAAUUUGAAGAGAGUUGAUACCUCAGGAGAGGGAGAUAGUGUAGCUAACAUCCAGCAGGCCGUGGUAUAUGUCCACACAGACAACCUGUCAUCACCAAGCUCCACCCCUCUGCUCUUCACCUCAGACGGCUCGCUGUCUGCAGGGACAGAACAGGAGCUGGUGGAGGUGGUGAUAUCAGAAAGCGCGGAGCAGUGCAUUGUAGUGCACGGGCAGCAGGCAGUAGGAGAGCUCCUGAUCUUACAGGAAGAAGGAAAUGGACUCUGCUCUGUUGCUCAGACAGUAGAGAUAAACACAGUGUAG
Messenger RNA from Archocentrus centrarchus (flier cichlid), 828 nucleotides. RefSeq names its product zinc finger protein 408-like. Gene Ontology annotation, biological process: regulation of gene expression. The transcript is spliced from 2 exons. The coding region runs from base 13 to 828 and encodes 271 amino acids. The record is from RefSeq and is a predicted model, not a curated record. Lineage: Eukaryota; Metazoa; Chordata; Actinopteri; Cichliformes; Cichlidae. Gene Ontology annotation, cellular component: nucleus.